AUCUCACAUUCGCAAGGUUCAUCAUAGUGAUAAAAAGUCUUCAGCCAAACAACAAAAAGAACAGCAGCUGCAGCAGCAGGCAUCACAGCAGCAUAUUGAUCAAGGAAAUCACCCUGUUAAAUCCAAAGACAUUACAGAAUUCUUGUUGCCCAGUGGAACCCCAGCCCACAUCCUCCCAGAUCAGUUGUUGCCGACUGACUUGGAAUCUGCUAGUCUGAGUGGAUCUGUGACCACAAAAGAUGGUAUUUUUAUCAGCAGUGAUCCUUUAGCAAUACCAGCUCUUAUCCCGAUCAGAGGAACAGGAGAAAAUGGUGUAAACUGUUCUUAUGGUGUAGCCCUCACCACACCAGCAGGGGGACCAGGUGUGACCCCUACAGUUGACCAUGCGACUUAUAUAAUGAUCAACAACCCAGAUGAGGAAGUUGCUCCAAAUGCAGUCCCAAGUACUCAUGGUUUAAACAUCAUGUACACUGCUGAUCCAGCACAGGCUUCAUCACAACAGGUUGGUGAAGUUGAUGGGACUUCCUUGGACCAGAUAGAACACCUCUCCUCAUCAGUAGGUCCUUCUCUGGUAUCCUCAAAUAGCCAGCUACACCAUCGUCUGAACAACCAGGGACAAAUAGAUCAAGGUCAAGAUGCUCAAACUAUAAUAACUGAGGAAAAUGUGUUGGAAGAGGGCCAUAGACAAGAGCUAAAAUUUAGCACAAGCACAGGAGAAUCUGGUUCCGAGAUGAGAGCUGAUGGCACGCACAAUCCCAGCACAGCUCCUUCCCCAAGCGACCCAGGGCCUGGCUUCCACCUAGAACUACUGUCUCAAACUAUUCAGCUCGAGUUACAAAGAAGUCAGACUUCUACUGGCUUUAUAGGUUAAAUACUCAGAAUUAUAUUACCUUCAAAAGACUAGUUCACAUCUUAGGAGUUGUAUGCAUUUUGCGUGUUAGUGAAAGAAUCUAUUAUGUGUACAGUACUGUUUUUAUAAUGUUAUUUUAUACUGGUGUUCAAGAAUACACAGGCAGCAUAUAGGGUUUACAAGCAUGAUUUUUUUCUCUUUUAGUAAAAAAUGUGUACAUACAUUGUACAUCUGGCAUGACAUAAGCACUUUGACUAUAUGAAUGUUUUACUUAUGAAUUCUUACAAAUUACAUAAGUGCUUAUAGUGACCCUUGCAUUUAUGAUAUCUAUAUGUGCAUGGUUGUGGAACUUAUGGCUGCCAGGGUAUGUGAUUGUUUCAACUUCAGAUAUUUUACCAUUCCAGUUUAAAAAUAUAGAGUUCUUAAUUAUUUCAUCUCACACUGCCAGUUCAACUUACUGUAUGUUAUACCAAAAAAUAAAAUAUGUACAGUG
This is a messenger RNA of Penaeus indicus, 1343 nucleotides long. RefSeq lists its product as uncharacterized. Lineage: Eukaryota; Metazoa; Arthropoda; Malacostraca; Decapoda; Penaeidae. The record is from RefSeq and is a predicted model, not a curated record. The coding region runs from base 398 to 871 and encodes 157 amino acids. The transcript has 3 exons.